AUGGGGAAUUUCAAAGGCCAUGCUCUCCCUGGAUCCUUCUUUCUUAUCAUGGGGAUUUGGUGGACUAUAAAGUGCAUUCUGAAAUAUGCCUUCAAAAAGCAGAAACGGACUUCUUACCUUGAUUCCAAAGCAUUAUUCCGUCGAAUUGAAAUGUUGGAAGGAAUCAUAAUAGUUGGAAUGGCUUUAACUGGCAUCCUUGGAGAACAGUUCUUUCCUGGAGGACCACACCUGACCUUGUAUGACUACCAAGAGGGUCAAUGGGUUCAACUCCUGAGCUGGCAGCAUUUUACCAUGUACUUCUUCUUUGGGCUGCUGGGUGUGACAAACAUCUUAUCUUCUACCAUCAUUUCACUUCCUGCCUCCUUUAGCAAGUUAAUGUUAUCAAAUGCCUUAUUUGUGGAGGCGUUUGUCUUCUACAACCACACUCAUGGCCGGGAAAUGCUGGACGUCUUUGUGCACAAGCUUCUGGUCUUGGUCAUCUUUUCGGCAGGCCUGAUUGCCUUCUUGGAGCUUUUCACGCAGACCAGUGUAACUGUGGAACUUCUGCGGACAAGCCUUAUCCUGCUUCAGGGAAGCUGGUUCUGGCAGAUUGGGUUUGUCCUUUAUCCUCCUAGUGGAGGUCCUGCAUGGGAUUUAAAGGAUCAUGACAACAUUAUGUUUCUCUCCAUAUGCUUUUGUUGGCAUUAUGCAACAGCCGUUAUCAUCGUUGGAGCAAUUUAUGCCUUUGUCACCUGGUUGGUUAAAUCUCGAUUUACGAGGUUCUGCCCCUCAGAAGUUGGACUCCUGAAAAAUGCUGGACAAGAACAAGAAUCAGAAGAAGAGAUGUGA
Messenger RNA from Rangifer tarandus platyrhynchus (Svalbard reindeer), 828 nucleotides. Lineage: Eukaryota; Metazoa; Chordata; Mammalia; Artiodactyla; Cervidae. The record is from the annotation of a GenBank genome assembly.